AUGGGUCGUUCUUCCAGACAUGCUCAGACGGGUCAUCGUGGUACAUUAGUUAGCCACGGUUCUUACAGUGCUCACUCGGGACAGUAUUCAUUCAGUGCACUACCAGCACAGAGUUCUCAGCAUGCCUCGUCUGCUCAAGCUUCUACAGAACACUUUUUAACCCCUGAACCUUCGGCAGCUCAAAAAUACACAGCAAAACCAGAUUUGAUGCUACCAAUGCAACGCUUAAAUGGGUUUUUGGUAUAUUAUCAAAACCCACUUGCUAGAAUGGUCACUUCACGCCACUCUUGCAGCAAAUUGUUCAUUGGAGGGCUUUGUUAUGAUACCAAUGAACCUGUUCUCAAACAGGCUUUUGAGCAACAUGGUGAGAUAACUGAAGUGAAAGUAAUAUGCGAUCAUAAAAGUGGAAAAUCCAAAGGAUAUGGGUUCGUAAAGUUCACUUCUGAAACUGCAGCUAGCAAGGCUUUAAAGGAAAUGGACGGUCAGUUAUUGGAUGGCAGAAAUAUUCGUAUCAGUUAUGCCCACAAAGAGUGACAUUUCCAAAUCUCAUCGUUCCUUGUGUGUGCAAGAACUAGCGAUUUCAGCCGUGAAAGUUGGUACUGAAGAUACUCGUUGAAGAUUCUUCAACAUUAAUCUUGAUUCUUGAGUUUGGUCAAGGGAGAAACAGCCACCGAAAAGGUCCUAUGCCAUGAUUUUGCAUCGCGUGUCAGGUUCAUAUCAAUCUUUAAUCCAUCCAUUUUCUUUUUCCCUUGUAGUAUGCAGAUUCAUGUUUUCUGUAAGGAUUGUUAAGGAAUUAAUUUUACAGCUGUUACAAGGGAACUAUGAUUGUGUUAGCUUGAAAAUGUUUAGGGAGAAAAGCUCUACUAUCAAUAAUGGAUAGAGCCAUUCAACUUGCUCAAAGCUCUGAAGGGGAUCAAAAGAAUUAUUUCAUUUGCAUCACUUUGAUUGGAUUUGGAGAAGUCCAGAUCAUAUUAAAGUUAAAUGCUGCCUUAUGUAUUUGCAAGUUGUUUUAAAUUACAUUUGACCCCUUGCCCGUGGCUAAUAUUUUGUAUUGUUUUGCAAAUUUUCCUUCUCAAAGUUUUAUGAAAUAAACUGAACUAUUUCGGUUUGUAAUACUACCAUAUCUUCCAACCCAUGAUAGGUCAAACCAAACAUGAAAAGGAAGAUCUUUCACAAAAUUUGUGAAAAAAUAAUACUCGUUGAUGAAAUUAGGAGAAACUAAUUCCUUUCGCCUAAUGAAUAUAUACUAUGAAGUGACUUUGCAUACAGUUACACAUGAUGAAUACAGAAGCAGCAAGCUAUUUAUUCCAUGGCCUUUAGAGUAUUGGCAUACUUCAUUACUAGAGUCAUAAAUUUCUACCUACUAGCUUUGUAGCUUAGGAGGUCACAGGUUCGAGUUGUGGAAACAGCCUCUUGCAGAAAUAUAGGAUAAGGCUGCGUAUGAUAGACCCUUAUAGUCCGGCCCUUUCCCGGACUCCGCGCAUAGCGGGAGCUUACUACACCGAACUAUGAGCAAGCUGAAUUAUCUAUUCCUGCCAACAGUAUCUAUCAAAAUUGGAACUGUGAAAACCAUUAAAAAAAAAAAAAAAGACAAAAUGAGCCAUCAAAAAGAUGCAAUACAAACAUCCUGCUAGCAUAAAGUAUCUAUCAAGAUUAAUCUCAAUGAAAGUCAAUUAACGAGCAUGUAAAUUAAAAAUGAAAAAUCUAAAAAUAUUUGCCUUUUGAAAUCCAACCAUAAUAAUCAUAAUUAUGGAGACAGAAACAAAUUGAAAUUGAGAGCUAUAUCUGUUUGUAAGUCAACAUUUGACCAUUGCAAACACAAACCACAACUCUAUUCUUGGCCAAAUCUCCAGCUGUCUACCAAAAAGAAAAGGACUGAUUCUAAGCGUUUAUCAACUUAAAACUCAGUAACAACCCA
This is a messenger RNA of Nicotiana tabacum (common tobacco), 1918 nucleotides long. The record is from RefSeq and is a predicted model, not a curated record. NCBI's taxonomy places the organism in Eukaryota, Viridiplantae, Streptophyta, Magnoliopsida, Solanales, Solanaceae.